Messenger RNA from Darwinula stevensoni, 18037 nucleotides. The record is from the annotation of a GenBank genome assembly. Lineage: Eukaryota; Metazoa; Arthropoda; Ostracoda; Podocopida; Darwinulidae.
AACAUUUUACAUGUUUGAUGGGAAUUUUGGGCCCCCACUGGGCCUGGGACCUCCCCACAACUGCGGGGGCUGCUUGGGCAGUUGCUACACCACUGCACCAGAAGCAAAAAACUCAGCACGGGGAUAUAUGAUGUUACUGAAUCAGAACAUUUCAUAUCUUCGCAACUUGGAUUCUGCCUGUUCAUCUGGUGGCUUGCUGACACUCUGUCUUAACCUACCAUAUCUGGCAAGAUUCAUCAAAAGAUGGGUUGAUGCCAAAUCAUCUGGUACGCUAGUAAUACCCACUACUCCCUCUGAUGCUGCCUAUGUCCGUUCUACGCUUCAAAUGCUGACAAAGGAAUUGAGUUUCCUUCACAAGACCCUUUCUCUACCUAUCUUGGAGCCAUUGACCAUAAAGAGGAUUGAACAUUUGGGGAUGAUUGCCAUGGGGUGCUUAGUAGCUAGUUUGGUCUCAGCAGCAAUGCAUGGCAUUCUUGAAGUCUUAUCUCCCCAGCCAUCUGCAGGGGGUUCUUCAUCAUCCCUUCCCAGUGGAACCCUUCCUAGUCAGGGCAGUGUUACUGGUGGUUCAUCCCUGCCAACUUCUCCUGGACCAUCUGGCAAGAAACAGGAGGACUGUGCUAUCCCAUCAGUAGCUGUCAGGAUGCAUGUUCGAGAUAUAUUCAGCCUCAUUCUCAGUCAUGUCAAAAACUCAUCACGUGCUGGGGGAAAGUACUACCAGAAUCUUCAAAUGAUGGCUUCCUGGCUUCUGCUACGAGGGACAGUUGCGUUGGUUGGUGCAGUUGGAGGUGUUCGUGAACGUACUGGUUCAUCAUCAGAGGAGAAAAUGUCAUCCAGUAAAACCACCUCAAAAGUAUCACCUGAUCACUCCUCUAAGCCAGCUAUCCCAGUGCCUCCAUUGUCUCCUCUGAUGCGUGUAAACCUCAUGAAAGUUCAGCAGGGGUUUGGGAUGCAUGCAGUGGAGCUUGCCUCUUUAGGUUUAGAGCUUCUGAAGGGUCUUCUUCAAGAUCUGCAAGGAGAGGGAGCAGCUGAUCUUGAGUCAGAUGCUGUUGAUUUUUCAAGUUCAUUUCUCUUUGAUUUGUCGAUUACGAAGGACUACAAAGGACUGGAGAGGGUGAUGAAAGUCAUGGGCUCUAUACCUCUGAUCCAUUUCUUGCAUGACAUAGCCAUGAUCAGCUAUCGCAAGGCUUGUUGCAUGAAAAGAGUGCAGAGGAGUCGGGGAGCUCAUAAUACAACUUUUAGUCUUUCGGAUUCCCAUGGGUACUAUGAGGAUGAUUUCUCAUGCUCCGAUGACAGUGCACCCGAUGAAGGUAAAGAUGACGAUAGUGAGCCCAUCUUGGGUCAGUGGUUUGAAGAGACCCUGAUUCUCCCUGAAACUGAAAGGGAGGGAAAUGGGAAGAAGGAAGAUGGUGAAAAUAACAAAGGUAUUAAGGAAGAUGCUGAGAAGGAAAAUGAGAAACUGAGCUCAGAAGCACAAGAAGAGAUCCAGUAUAUACAGCUGGCCACAUACGUUUUCCAUUUCAUGACUUCACAGUUAGUGAAUAGUCAUGUGAAGUUUGUUUCCAAAAACUUUCUCACAAAUCUGAAGAAAGAGCAGAUGGCUGUCAUAGCUGCCCUAAUCAGAGACUUGGAGAAAGAGUCUGCUCGAUUUGAGAGCGGCAAUGUGAAUCUUCCAGAAGGCUCAUGCUUUGAUCAAGAAUUAUCAUCGUAUUAUGAAGACUUCUCCAAAGGAUUGUCUGUGUAUGUGCACAACCUCAUUGCCCUGGGCUUUUUGAAUGAGCACCUGCAGACGUCACUUCUAACAUAUUUGGGUGUCAGUCCCAGCCGAUUGGAAGGCACAUGGCCCUUGCUCAUUUAUCCCAAGACCCUUGCCAUUCUUGCUCAGAUCCUGGUGUUGAAGCAAAAACAAAACAAAAUGGAAAUGAGAGAAGAUGGUGGAGUUAUGUUUGUAACCAUUUGGGAGAACCUUCUCAACAGUCUCAAUCGACACAUUUUGUUCCCCUCCCCUUCAUCUCCUGACUCCACUGAGUUUGAAGACUUGAAUGUAGAACAUGCCCAGCUGUUGCUAUUCCUUUUCCAUUCUCUGCCAUUGAUGAGAAAGAAGAUGGUCCUUCUCAUUUGUGCGAAUUGCAUUGUGAAAGCAUCCCAAGGGAUUGAUCUCUCAUCUCACCCUGCCAACCCUCUGAAAGAAUCCCAGAUUCUUCCUCUAUCACGUCUUCUCCUCAUUCUGGAGUACUUAAUGAAGAAUUUAUAUGAUGCCCCUUCAGAGCUGUAUGAACAGAUUCAAGCAAACUUGUUCAGUCAUAGUUCUACCUUGGGAGGAGGCUCAGAUGACUCAAAAGCAAGGCAGCCCAAUGGAAAAAAGUACUUUGCAUGUGCAAGUAUACAGGAAGUCUACAGGAAGUUAACUAUGGCUGAGGAUUCCUUCCUUGAACCUCGAUUUUAUAAUCUCUCUGCUGUAGAGCUGUGCAGCCAGGAUACACCUAAGUUAGAUGGUCUUGCAUGCAGUUUUAUCCUAUCAACACCAGACUUGCUGCGUUACUCGGAUUUGUAUUCUGCAUUGCUGAAGCUGUUGGAUAUCACCAAGCAUUUACCUCAUCCACUUUUGGAAAAUCCAGAUCAUAUCUCAAGCCCAGCCUAUGCCUGCUGCAUUCAGUACUGCUUUGGCAUUAUAACUCGAUUGGUACUCACUUUGCCUCCAUCAGUGGCAUAUUUAGAAGUCCUUUUGGAGAAGCAUUCUGUGGAGGAAAACAUUUGUGACAAGCUGGAAGGACAUGCCCUGCCAUCCCUGAUAUGGGGCCCCAGAGCUUCAUUUGUGACCUUCAGUGGCUGGAUGAAGGAUUGUCUGGUGAAGCAAGGCUUGGCAACUUCUAAAGCAACCACUCUCCUGAAAAUGAUCAGCAAGUGCCGCAAUGGGGUCACCAACUUCACUGAGCUAUUCAUGGACUUUGCGUCUCAUUUUGCCUCACACAACAUGUUCAUCAAACCUGCAGGUGGUGGUGCCCUGAAAAUGAGCCAACUGCCUGCUCUGGCAGAUUUGAUGGUGCUGGACUUGAUUGUUGGGAAGUUAAUGACAAGUUUGGAUGAGAAGGCUCAAGUUCACACUGUGUCAUCUCUUGAAGGGGAAGAUGUGUCAGAUGAUGCUGCUCCGCCAUCUCAGCUAUCUCCUGAGCUUAGAGAUAGACUUAUGGAGACUGUCCGUCUCCUCAUGGAGGGUGUAUUUGCAACCAUCAGGUGGUCUAUCUUGCAUGAGAUGAAUGCUUCACUGGGACCAACUAAAUAUGGGGAAGAAUCAUUGUGUGCCAUGGACCUCCUCAUGAGCAUGGCAUCAGGAAAUCCUCAUGGCCAUGAGAAGCUGGCAGCAUUCAUCACAAGGCUCAAUGCAUUCUUGCCACAUUCCCUCAAGACACACCUCAGCUAUGAGGCAAAGGCACCAGGAGUGGAAUUUCCACCAAUUCUCACCUGGAUGGAUAGCUUUGCUGGUGACUUGAUCCCAAGUGAAAGCUAUGUCUGUGCCUUAUUGGCUGCCCAUACUGCUGCCAUGUCAAAACCAAGAGCAGGACUUCUAAGUUGUCUCCUCAGGCAUAUUCUCCAUACCUUGAUGCAGAUUGCAGUGACCCUCUGUGUAAAUUGUGAGCCUGAACAGCAGAGAAAGUUGCUGGAAUCCCUCUUGCCCCUGACAAUUUCCUGUGGCACUGAGUUUGCCAGUGAUGUGAUUCAAGUUCUCCUGGAAGAAAGGCUGGGAAUAUCUGUCCAAGACGAUGAAUGUGUUGAGAUUUUGGCAGCUCUCAUUGCCAGGAAUUACUACCAAAUGGUUGAAAUAAUCAAAGACAAGAAGAACAUACAUGUGGGAGAAGGAGUCUUGCAACAAUGUGUUGAAUUCUUCACCCAGUUUCAUCUAAAGACAAAGGCAGGGAGACAGGCACUCUACAAAGUGUUUGUAGAUCCUGGUGGGUGUGACCUUGCCAAUGUAAUUUUAUCAGCUGCUGCUGAGAGCUUGGCUCCAACCUACUCUACUCAUGUCCUGAACUUUCUCCAUGCCCUUCUUAAACAAGCUGAGUGUCAUCCAAAUGAUGAAGUCUUUAUUGGCCUUUGUGGAUCUUUGUUGGGACUUGCAAGUGCAACAGAGGAUGAAGUGCAGCGGAUGAUUUUGAGUCCAGGGUUGUCUGAGCUUUCAUAUUUUGAAGAAUCACCUGCUUUUACAGAAAAUCGAGACAUUCUUCUUGGUGUUUGCAAGAUGCUCAUCAAAGAACCCUGGUGCUCUCCAGCCAUGAACCAGCCCUACCCUCUUACUAAGGAGCAAGUUCGCCUGCUUCUUCUUUAUGACUUCCAAAUCAAGAAGAAGGCAGCCAAUUCCAUCGCUGACAUCAAUACCGCGUUUGGCCCGGACACUGUGUCCAAGAGCACUGCCUAUGAUUGGUACAGUCGCUUCCAGAAAGGAAAUGAAAGCCUGGAAGACCAGCCACGCACCGGUCGUCCUUCGGAGUUUGAUAACUCUGCCUUGCAGGAGGCACUGGAGGCCAACAACCGGCAAACAUCGCGAGAGCUUGCGGACUUGCUGGGUGUCUCCCAUACAACUAUCCUUCAUCAUCUGGCUGAGCUUGGCAAGAAGGCAAACCGUAAUCAUGUGGGUGAUGAAAAAGUGUGCCAAAAUGUUGAAGAGGAGGUUGAGAGAAUGACUCCAGGACAUGGAAUUUAUGAUGAUGAGAAGUCUGACAUUCCCAACUGGAGUGGAGGUCCAUGCAAUGUUCUUGAAGCAGUUGGAGCUCUUUUCAACUACCUGGCAGAUGUUGGAAGUGCUCUACGUGUUGCUUUGGGGAAAGAUAGUAAUCGUUGGGCUUUUCUUCGCAACUUCUCGCUCUCUGCACAAGGAGAGGUUGACCCUUCAGAUUUGGUUGAAAGUGACUGGGGUGAAGAUUUGCAAGAUGAAGAAGAUAGUGCUGGUGAUGAAUCUGAUGAAGACAGUCUGUCCAACAAACUUUGCACAUACAGCAUUACUCAGAAGGAGUUCAUGAAUCAGCAUUGGUAUCAUUGUCUCACAUGCAAGAUGGUGGAUUUAGCAGGAGUUUGCAGCAUCUGUGCCCGUGUUUGUCAUCGAGGUCACGAAAUUACGUAUGCCAAGUAUGGCAGCUUCUUCUGUGAUUGUGGAGCCAAGGAGGAUGGCAGCUGUCAGGCAUUGGUGAAGAGGAAUCAGCCAGACAGCACUCUGCAAGGAUCAGCUACCAAUGCAUGUGGAAUACUACCAAGAAGCCAGGCUUCUGAUGGCCAGGGGAUUUCUGGCAGAGGCAGUGGGGCAUCAGGAGGGCAUGGUGGCUCAUUCCAUGGACAAAUGGCUCCUGGUGGUUCAUCACAUUACAGUUCCACUGAAGCUCAAUCUGAGAAAGGUCGAGAGGAGAUCACAAAGCACAGGAAUCAUCUAGCCAAACUCUUAGACCAGCAUAAGCAUGCCUUGGCUACAAAGCUCCAAGAACAAGAACUGAUGUGGUCUGUGGUCACAAUACUACGUUCCCUCAAUUCUGCUCUAAUGCUGCAUAUCUUUCGAACCUCGGCCAGUGGGGCUCUCAUACGCAUCCAGCGUGCAUUUCAUGUUAUGCAUACGGCUGAGAAGACCUUGGUUCACACUGACUCCAAUAUGAUCCCAACGCUUGGCUCGCAAGAGGGUGCGUUUGAAAAUGUCAGAAUGAAUUACUCUGGAGAUCAAGGCCAAACUAUUAGACAGUUAAUCACUGCUCAUGUAAUCCGCCGAGUAGCCAUGUGCUGUCUAGCCUCUCCUUCAGGAAAACGGCAACAUCUUGCUGUGGCCCAUGAGAAGGGAAAGAUCACCAUUCUGCAGCUGAACCAGAUGUUGCGGCAGGUGAAUACAGCUCAGCGCAAGUUGACUUUGACUCGUCUAGCAUCGGCCUCAUUGCCCUUUUCCAUUCUUACUCUUGCCAGCAAUCCAGCCAAUGAAGAUGUUCUAGCAGUUUGUGGGCUCAAGGAUUGUCAUGUCUUGACCUUCACACUGAGUGGCAAUGUUGGGGAUCACCUGGUUCUUCACCCUCAACUGGAUUCUGGGAAUUUCAUCAUCAAAUCUAUGUGGCUACCUGGAUCCAAGUCCUGCCUGGCUGUCAUUACAGCUGAUUUUGUCAAAAUUUAUGAUCUUGCUGCUGACACCUUGUCUCCAAUCUUCUAUUAUCUGCUUCCUUCUGGCAAAAUCCGAGACUGCUGCUUCGUGUUCCUAGAGGGGUGGAAGACUGAUGCUGUUUGUCAUAUGUUCCUGAUGACAUCAUCUGGCCAUAUAUAUAUGCAACCACUUUGUGAGGAGAGUGGGGCUGUGCAUGGCCCUUUCUAUGUGACCAAUACGUUGGAAGUUCAUCAUCCUGAAUUGAAGGAUAGUGGGGGGACCAUAGCAGGAGGAGGAGUUUCCAUCUAUUACUCACAUUCCAUGCAACUGCUAUUCUUCAGCUAUGCUCAGGGAAAAAACUUUAUUGCUCCCUUAGUGACACUCUCACAGCCAUUAAGGACAGUGUUCCCUGUUAGUGUCUCAUCAUCUCCCAAUGGUGGAAAAGGCAAUCCUCAAGCAUUAUGUCAAUGGUCUGAGGUAAUGGGACAUCCAGGCCUCUUUACUUGCCUCACACAAAACAGUAACAACCCAGCUGUGUUGCUUGUGAAACCAAAGACAAUCCAGGUACAAGAACUGCGCUUCACCCCCUCAAAGCCAAAGUUCCUAGAUAUGGUUGCUCUUCGACAUAUUGCAAAUGGGCAAGGAGAGAUGAGGACGACUCUGAUACUUCUGUGUGAAGACGGUAGCUUGAAGAUAUAUGCAGGAUACGAUGAGAGCACCAGUCAGUUCCUUCUGUUCAUUUAUACUUGUGUGGUAAAUUCACUUUAUUCACUUCUUUCAUUAUCUUUUCUAGAUUUUUGGUUCAACCCAUUUAAUCCCAGCAAUAAUCCCAUGCCUACUGUGAGUGGAUUGACUCGACACAGCCGCAAGAAGAAGGUCCCGAAAAACAACCGGCCUUCAGGGAGUGUCUCUUUCCCAGUGGACUUCUUUGAGCAUUGUAUACCCAUGCCAGAUGUGGAAUUUGGUGGUAGUGAUGUCCUUCAGAUUUACAAUGCCCCGCAGCUCAAGAAUCGACUGAAUACAUCAGGGAUGUAUAUUGCAAGCAUGAAGUCAGCUGGAUUCAGCAUGGAUGUGGUGAAUCCAGACAGUAACCUAGUCAUGACUGGAGUCAGAGUCUAUGUGGGUGGGUGUCAGGAUGCACAACGUAUUCCAUCUUACAUGGAGGUAUUUGGAAGGAGUAUCACUAUGAACACAACUGUGCCUCGCUGGUAUGACUUCCCCCUGACAAGAGAAGAGAGUCUCCAAGCUGACAAGAAGCUAGUUAUUACCUUUGGACCUUCCAGUGAUCCACAGGGUGUCACUGUGGUAGAUAAUGUCAAGAUUUAUGGAAAGACAAAGGAAGCUUUUUCUUGGCCUGAUGAGCUGAGUGAUGAGCCUUUGCCAGCAACCAGUACUGUUCCCAGUGGAUCUCCUGAUUCCAUCCCUGAGAAUGAAGUACCUGUUCCUUCUGCCACAACAGACCCAGUUGUGAACAGGAUGAUAGAAUGUGCCUGUGAGACUCUAGAAUGUUUCUACUACCUGACUGGAUUGCGGGAAGUGCCUCAAAAGGCUACUCUCACGGAGAUGAUUCUGAAAGUGACAUCCUCCUAUCUUGUCCUUCCAUUGUCUUCCUUAGUGCUGCAGCGUGAUGCCUUCAUUCUUCACCAUCUCUCAAAGAAGCUGGCAAAGGACUUCAGUACAGAUUUGUAUGAAGUGGACUCUUUCUUUUUGGUGCUGUCUCAUGUCAGGGCAAUUGCUCUGUCCCGUCCUGCAAACUUGAUUGAAGGCAUAGCUCCGAGCAAGAUCUCUACAUCUGAUUCCAUUUGGAGUUUCUUGAUAUGGAAGCAAGGAGAGGUGGAUCAAGAGACCUUAAUUGAAGAAGACAAUCAACAGCCUGUUUAUUAUGCAACUCCACCUGAAACCCCUCCAAUGCUUUCCACAAAUCCAUUCAUGCAAGAAGAGGAACAAGAGUCCAUGGUGGCCCCCUCCUCUUCAUUGGAAGAAGAAUCAACAGAUGUCAGUGAGAGUGAAAACAAAAUCACCACUUUCAUUGGACUCAUGAUGGAGCAUUUUUGGAGACUUCACAAAAACAGACCAAGAAACCAGUUCUUAGUUCCUGUUGGCCAAGCAUCAUAUCCCCAAUUGGAGAUGGCUGCAGCAACAAUAGUGGAAAUCAUUCAUGCCAUCACUUUGGUGGAUAUAAGCAUGGUAUCUGUUGCUGUCAAGCAUUAUAUGUCAUUCCUCCUCUCAUCGGACAUGACUCUGAGCUUUGCUGCCAAGACUGCUCUCAUACGUUGUCUCCGUCCAAGGCAGCGCAAGAGAAGAGUCUGCAUACCUAGUCCUCAAAGAUCUUCCACACCAGGCAACUGUGAUGUCUUCCUGGACUAUGAUGGGAUGAUUCACUUGUCAACAGAGCUGAUGCUGGAAAAAGAGCCACCUCCUCCUCCUCUGACCCCACCUGUAACAGCUAAUAAUCAGCAGUUGGAUUCAUUGCUGAUGUCAGAUAUGCAAGAUGUGGAACCCACUGUUAUGGUUGCUGCAGCAUCUGAUAUUCAGGAUGUAUCAGGAAGAAGUAAUUCCAAUCUGUCACCACUUCCACUUGAAGCCUUGCUGGGUCAUGGGGGUUUGGGACCUUUGCUGGAUCUUCCAGUAUCAGAAGCAGAUGAUGAGACCAUGGUUGAGUUGGCCAUUGCACUCAGUCUCCAAGACCAAGUCAGUUCCUCAGGGAAUGCUGCAGAUGCUGCAUCUCAGGGUAUCCAAGGAAUUCACAAUCUUUCAGCUCAGGCUCUUCAGGGACUGCAGUUGCUGACAGGUCAGAAUUUUGGGGCUCAACGAAGGGAAGGUUCAGAUGGGGGAGCUCCACCUUCACACAUGUCAGAUACAACAGCAUCACCUGGAAUUUCAGAAGAUGAAGCAGAAGUUGAAGGAAGCACAGCAGCAACAGAUGGCUCAACAUUGAGGACAUCACCAGCUGAAAGUGGUGGGUCAGCAGGUGAAGGGGUUGGAGAAAAUGCACCAGCAUCAGGGAGGAGUAGUGCCUAUGGUGAGUCAACUGGUGGGUAUCACUGUCAUCCACGGUCUGAGAAUGAGUUGGGCUCUGAUGCACUCUCAACUGGUGGUACUACUGGUUACCAAAUGGGCGAGUCUGACUUGAUGGAAUGUGAAUCUGAUCCAUAUGCAAAUCAGAAAAUGCAUUCCCUUUCCCUUCACCUCUUGAAUGCCUUCCUCCCAUAUCUCCCCCAGUUGAGGGAAAUUGGUGGUGUUCGUUGCAUCCCGUUUUUGCAGGCGUUGCUGUUAUUGAGUGGUGAUUUAGAUGUGGAAGAUGAGCAAGACAAAGCUUGUUUGGAUACACUUUUGGCUGGUCUUAUCCAUGAGCUUCAAAUCAGCCAAGAAGACCCUGAAAAUCUCAUCAAACGUACAGCAAGGCAUGAAAUGCAACUCCUCAUUAUGCGACUUCUUGUUUUGUUCGCUCGUUCGUCUGAGUUCACGGAUUUGUGGUCAAAGUUCACGUGUUCACUCAUCAGCGGCAGUGAAAUGGCACAUGUGGCCAAGAAGAGGAAGUGCAUGUCUAUUGAACUGAAAAUAGACAUUCUGAGAGAAGUCGAGGAAGGGAAACUGAAGAAGGGCGAGAUUUCCGCGAAGUAUGACAUCCCACCAUCGACGCUUUCUUCCAUCGUCAGCGCUAAAGAAAAGAUUCGCAAGGAAUUCUUCAAUGCCAGCUUUGCUCCAGGAAGAAAGAAGUUGAGAGGUGCAAAAUACGGUGACAUUGAAGAAGCUUUAUUUGAGUGGUUCCAGCAAGCACGUGCCUGCAACAUCGCCCUUGAUGGGAACACCAUUCGGCAGAAAGCUGCAGAACUGGCGAAGGUAUUGGGGAUCGAGAACUUUGAGUGCUCUUCUGGUUGGCUCUCUCGCUUCAAGGACAGACAUGGAAUCGUGUUCAAGAAAGUUUGUGGGGAAGCCGGAAGCGUGCCUGAUGAAAUCGUCAACAAAUGGAAGAAUGAGACUCUUAGAAGCAUAAUAGGCAGCCAUCGCCCAGAGGAUAUUUUCAAUGCCGAUGAGACAAGUCUAUUCUUCAAUCUCACACCUGAAAAAACUAUGCAGGUAAGUCCUGAUGCCGUAGCAAACUGCUUUCGAAAAGCUGGCUUCUGCCAUGGCGAAUCUACACAGGAGGAAACUGAUAUUGCUCCUCCAAUGGAGAGCGACGACGCCUGGGAGGAAAUCGCCUCUCAGUUGCAAGUGGGCUGUGAAUUCACACAGUUCGUGAAUAUUGACGAGGACGUUCCCACGUGCGAGCCGCUUCCCAAUCCUGCUAUGUGUGCAGAAGCUCACGGAGUUAUGGAGUUAGAAGAUGCUGCCAAUGAGGAGGAAAUGGAAGAACAACCAGCCAUACCCAAGUCACGGAAUGUUAUGGAAGCAGUGGAAACGAUCAAGCUGCACCUUUAUCAUGCAUGCCACGGAAAUGAAAAAAUGCUUAGAAAAAUCUCGGACAUAGAGAAAUUCUUUCUGAAGCGGGCGACUUCAAGAGUGAUGAUGUCACGUUCAAAGUCAUCUUCAAGGGCAGGGUCUGAAAUCCCCAAUGCAGUGGCCCAAGCCACUGCCACUACACUCUCUGGGACAGGGAUUCUGGCACAUUGCUUGCAGCUCUUGAAAACUCUCUUGGAUCACUGGAAGAACCAAGCUAAUCUGAUGGAAUCUGAAGUUGUAGCAGGAUCUGCAGAUAGCUCUGUAGCAAGUGUGAUGCCUGUCAAGAUUGGCAGCAAUCUCCUCAAACCUCAACAACAGGCCCCUCCUCCAGACAUGAGCCCAUUCUUCCUCAGACAAUAUGUCAAAGGACAUGCCCGUGAUGUUUUCGAAGCUUUUCCUCAGCUGCUCACUGAGAUGGCAUUACGUUUGCCUUACCAAAUCAAGAAGAUUUCUGAACUUGUAUCCACCAUCCCAAAUGUGGAGUUUGAUCAGGACUGGAAUUUUGUCCUAUGUGAGUACAUGAUGUACAGGCAGAUGCCAUUCAUUCGGAGACAAGUUCGCAAGCUCCUGUUGUUCCUCUGUGGAAGUAGGGACAAGUACCGUCAAAUUAGAGACUUUCAUGCCUUCAGAUCAAACAUCAAGGUUUUCAUACUCUUCCUAUACAGUCUCUUUAAGUUAUUGUUGGCACUCUCAAGUAUAGCCAAUUUUCUGGUUUUGCAGGCAGUGAAGGAUGCCUGUCCUGAUCCAGGUGUGCUUGGACAUCAAGGACUUUUGCUUACCCCUACCUCUCCCUCACCCCUCAACUAUGACUGUUUGAUUGACAUGAUUGAACACCUGAAGGGAAGCCUCGAUAUUGCCACCAUGCGCAUAUCCAAUUGGCAGCGAUUCUGCAAUCAAGAUGACACAAUACUGCCAUUCCUUAUUCAUGCCACCCUCAUUCUGGAUGAAGGUGUAGCUCCUAUCAUUCUCCACCUCCUGCAAUGUGCACUUUGUGGUGCCAAAGCUGUUCAGCAGGGUCUACCAGGGGUGAGUCAGUUGUCAGGAGCCCCAACAAGGGGAACUGGAAAAAGGGAAAGAGAACGUGGUGACCCAUUGGAAAUGCUGCCUGAAGAUCCAUUGUCCAUGUGUCUAGUCCAAAACCUAUUUCAGUCUUGUUCUCCCCAGUUACUGAAACAAUUCAUGAACAUGUUCCUGCUGGAGAGCAAUCAGACCAGUGUUCGUUGGCAGGCUCAUUCACUCAUCCUUAGCCUCUUCAGGUUUUCAUCAACACAUGUCCAAGAACUUCUUCUGGAAAUGAUGUGGACCCUCUUGCCCAUCAUACCAUCCUAUGGGAGGAAGGCAUCCCAGUUUGUGGAUCUGUUGGGAUAUUUUUCUUUGAAGACAAAUCUCCCCAAUGAAAAGGCAAGAGUUAAAGAGGAGGAUAACAUUUCUCUCAUGGAUGGAUUUUUUUUCCUGACACAGGCUAAGGAGAAUGUGAAAAGAGCUGUAGAGGUUCUUCAAGGCCAAAAUUCUCUCUUGACUAAUCAUCCAAAUGCAAAUCUUUACACCAAUCUUCAAGGAUUAGUGGAAUUUGAUGGCUUCUAUCUUGAGUCUGAACCCUGCCUUGUCUGCAAUGACCCAGAAGUCCAGUUCACAAACAUCAAGUUGUCAGCCAUAAAGGUUGAUUCCCGUUUCACAACCACAACACAAAUAGUAAAAUUGGUGGGAAGUCACACCAUCUUCAAGCUGGUAGUCCGAAUUGGAGACCUCAAGAGAACCAAGAUGGUCCGGACCAUUAAUGUCUACUACAACAAUAGGACUGUCCAGGCUGUGAUUGAGCUCAAGAACAGACCUGCAAUGUGGCACAAAGCCAAGAGGGUCAUCCUGACACCUGGUCAGACAGAAGUGAAGAUUGAAUUUCCUCUACCAAUUGUAGCCUGCAAUCUCAUGAUUGAGUAUGCAGACUUCUAUGAAAACCCCCAAGCAUCUACUGAGACACUUCAGUGCCCAAGGUGCAGUGCAACUGUUCCAGCCAAUCCAGGUGUAUGCAGCAAUUGUGGGGAGAAUGUAUUUCAGUGUCACAAGUGCAGAUCCAUCAAUUAUGAUGAGAAGGAUCCAUUCCUGUGCAAUGCUUGUGGCUUCUGCAAGUAUGCAAAGUUCGAUUACACCUUGACUGCCCGGCCAUGCUGUGCAGUGGAUCCCAUUGAAAAUGAGGAAGAUCGCAAGAAAGCUAUCCUAAGGAUAAAUACUCUCUUAGAGAAGGCUGACCGAGUCUACAGCAAAGUCACUUCUCAAAAAUCUUUCCUUGAGGCAUUGUUGUCUCAAACCUUGGAACAAGGAGCUGAAAGGAAUGAAGACCUUCCAACAGUUGCCCCGCCUAGUGCUGUAGCUAGUGCCACUGGUACUGGUGGAACCGCCAUGUCAGCACCAGCUGCACCAACUGCAACUACUGGUGCAUCUGGAUCAUCCUCUGUGGCAUCUGCACCACAAGUGAACCGAAAUAUAUUAUCACUUGCUCAGCGCUACUGUGGUGAAUGCAAGGUUGCCUUUGAUGAGCUUAGCAAAAUCAUCCAGAAAGUGGUUGCAUUUCGCCAAGAAUUAGUGGCAUAUGACAGACAGCAAUUUCAAAAGCAGUCACAUUCAGUUGCAAAGAAUCUAGAGGAAGAUCCAAGAUCCUUUGUGAAGCAAGGGAAGUGUUAUGGGUGUGCAAGUGCUGCCACUGAGCAUUGCAUCACACUCCUCAGGGCUCUGGCUUCACAGUCCAAGUAUCGUUCCCUUCUAUGUGAGAAUCAUUUUGGACUGCUGCCAGAAAUGUUGGAUCACAAUCUUAAGAAGGGUACUCUGAAGGUGAGACAGGAGGUGAGACACUUGUUGUGCCUCUUGACCAAGGACAACUUUUUAGCUACCAAAGAAUUAAAUCUACUAAUCAUGGAUCGUGUUCAUCUUGCUCUCAAGUCACAUGCUUCAAGUACUAUAUUAGCAUCUGCUAUAAGGCAUGAAGUGGGCCUGCUUGUGAACCUUGUUCAAAUGCGAGAUGAUUCCUGUUGGGAAGUACGACUCAGGUGCUUGGUUCAGUUGUUCUCUGUGGCCUGUGAAAUGCUUCAAUCUCCACCAGUGAUGGAGAACUUGGUGUUGCCAUGUCUUCGAAUCCUAGUUUCCCUGAUGAAACCUCCUGCUGUCCUUUCAAAGAAGUUCAAGGAUGUGCCAAACCCUCUCUCAUUGGCAUCAGUGGCCACAGACACAGCUGAAACUCAUCUGAACCUAGACAGGUGGUUGAAGGAGGAGCCCCAAGAGUCAUACAAGGCAUGGAAGAAGCGAAUUCCUUGUGCUAAGCCUCAAAGCCUGGGGGCUACUGUUCUCGAUAUUGGUGAUAAGAAAGGGAAGAGGGAUGAUAUGAAUAAGAAUGAUAUGAAUCUCCUCUUGAAGCAGGGAGGGCCCACACCUCAGCAGAAAGUCCAUGCCAAGUAUCUUAUAGAGAAAUAUGGCACGAAAUGGCGAGAUAAAGUGUUCUCCAAGCAGAAAUGUCCUAUUGUAUUCUGUGAUAAUUCUUGGCUCAAGCCUGUCCUUUUUUAUCCUUCUUCUCGAAUGGCCCGUGCUGUUGCCUCCCAUGUGAUAGAAACUUUGUGCAGCACUUAUCCUAAGAAGAAAUUGGUAUGGAUAACUUCAGUUCUUCUCUCUGCUCAUCUCUUGUUCCAUUCUUUUUUAGUUAUUGAUUGUUUCCAAUUGUCACAGUUGCUGGACCUUCUGAUGGGAUACCUUCCUCUCUUGAGUCGGGCUGGGGAGAAUGGAGCAGAAUAUGUCACCUUGUUCCAGAGUCUUGUGCGAACAGGACACUGGAGGUAUUACUUGGCCGUCCAAGGAAUCCUUCCACUCAUUGGAGAUCUCAUGAAUGAAGAAAUUGAACUUAUUUCUCAUCUUGAGGAGACAACAUUGAAUUCAGAUCUUUCACAAGGGUAUGCUUUGAAGUCCCUGACAGAGUUACUCUGCACAAUGGUGGAACGUCCUGCCAUAAGAGCCAAAUAUAAAGUGAGACUCCUUGCCACUGUCCUUCAUGGGUACCUUGCUCUCAGGAAACUUGUUGUUCAGCGGACAAAAGUGAUUGAUGACACCCAAGACAAACUCUUACAUCUUCUGGAGGACAUGACUACAGGAACUGAGUCUGAAACAAAGGCUUUCAUGGCUGUCUGUGUGGAGACUGUCAAGAAGUACGGGAAGGAUGACCUCAGGACACCAGUGUUUAUUUUUGAGCGGCUGUGUUCCAUCAUAUAUCCUGAAGAGAAUGAUGUCAGAGAGUUUUUCCUCAUGCUUGAUAAAGAUCCUCAGCAGGAAGAUUUUCUUCAGGGUCGUAUGUUAGGUAAUCCAUAUAGCAGCUUGGAACCAGGAUUGGGACCUUUGAUGAGAGAUGUGAAGAAUAAGAUUUGCACUGACUGUGAACUAGUUGCCUUAUUGGAGGAUGACACUGGGAUGGAGCUCCUGGUCUGCAACAAGAUCAUUUCUCUUGAUCUCCCUGUGAAAGAUGUUUUCAAGAAAGUGUGGCUUGCCGAGAAUCCUGAAACUGAUGCAAUGAGGGUUGUGUAUCGCAUGAGGGGACUGCUUGGUGAUGCUACUGAGGAUAUCAUUGAAACUCUGGAUGACAAGAAAGAUCAAGAAGUGAACAAUGAGGAAGUAUACCGCAUGGCCAAUGUUAUGGCUGAAUGUGGAGGUCUCAAGGUGAGAAUGGCUGGGGCAGUACUGCAAUACUUCUCAUCUCAUCUGGAUCAGGUGAUGCUGAACCGCCUUGCUUCCAUCUCUGACAUGCCCAGAGGCCGAGCUCUCCUCACUGUACUAUUGCGUCUGUUUGGCCUCUGCAUCAAAGUGUCUGCGAAUCUCAAACGCAUAGUUGAUCCCAAGUUAAAUGCUAUUGGAAUCAUGCUACAGACACUGAAGCUCUGCCUUGCUGCAUCUGAACAAGAAAGUGGAGCUGUUACUGCCCAUCAUGCAGGCCAGCCUAGCCUCACUGAGCAGCUCCUUGAAAUCAUGGAAGUCAUCCUGGCAGAGGCCUCAGGUGAAGGACUCAAAGAUUAUGCUAACUUCAAUGCAUCCUGUGGAGACGUGAGAGACACUGAAAGUCUUCUCAUGUGGACUGAUGACCCAAGUCUUAGUUCUCAAAUCCGGGAACGAAUGAUGCGAGUCCUUCCACUUCUAGCCUGUCCAAACCCAGAGAAGAUGGACCUCCUCACUAAACACUUCCGACCACUAUUUGACUUUAACAAGUUUGACCAGGACCACACCCAAGAGGAUGUGAAUCGGCUGGAGUCUUUCUGUGAUCUUGUUCGUGGCAUUGAGAAGAAUGAAGUUGGCAACCUUUUGAAAGAUCGCUUCGUCUCUGCAAAUCUUGUGCAGACUGCCAUUCAGUAUAUACAGUUCAUUUUGGGUGUAUCUUCUCCUUCAGCACUAAACAUCACAAAUUGUGACCAGAUGCACAUAACCUUGUUUCAGAGGAUCCCUCUUAAAAAUGAUAUUGUUUGGCAGACACACUGUCCUCGGAGUCGGAGUGCUGUCGUUCAAGCAGAUAGUGAAGAAUGGAAGGCAUUUUUGAGCAAACCAAGUCUGAAACUUGUGUUGCGGAUUCUGGCUGGGUUAGCUGAUGGCCAUCCAUCCACACAGGUAGAGAACAGUGGUCAUCUCUGUCUACUUUCAUGGAAUGGUUCCUGUACUAAAUUGUGGCACAUGGUGCUUCAUUAUCAGUUGGCUGUUGGAGAUAGCUGCAUCCCCAUAUUACACCAACUGGAGCAAGUCUCCUCUGAUCAACGGGUAGGCUCCCUUGCUGAGAACCUGAUGGAAGUGUUGCGUGGGAACCCCAGCUUAUCCAAUAAGGUGGAUGCUGAGAGGAAGCAAACUCGAGCAGAAAAGAAACGACUUGCCAUGGCCAUGCGUCAAAGAGAGUUGGGUCAGUUGGGGAUGAAGGCAAAUGAGAAGGGUCAGGUUACUGUGGCCAGUUCCAUACUUGACCAGCUCAGUGACCUUGUGGAAGAAAGUGGCCUCGUCUGUGUCAUCUGUCGAGAAGGCUACAAGUUUCAGCCUUCCAAAGUUUUGGGGAUAUACACAUUUACCAAACGCUGCAAUGCUGAUGAUUUUGAAGCCAAGGCUCGUAAGACUCCAGCCUAUGCAACUGUGACCCAUUUCAAUGUUGUACAUGUUGAUUGUCACAUUGCAGCAGUCAGGUUAUCCCGUAUGCGAGAUGAAUGGGAGUCAGCAGCUCUUCAGAAUGCCAACACAAGGUGCAAUGGAAUAGUGCCAUUAUGGGGCCCACAAGUUCCAGAGUCUGCUUUUGCUUCUUGCCUUGCAAGGCACAAUACAUACCUUCAGGAAUGCACUGCGCACAGGGACAUUGGUCAUGUCUCAACCAUACAUGACCUGAAGCUGUUGCUGCUACGGUUUGCAGAGGAGCGAUCUUUCAGUGAAGACAGUGGAGGUGGAGGACCUCAAUCAAACAUGCAUUUUGUACCUUACCUCAUGCACAUGGCCCUCUAUGUGCUGAACACGACUCGCUCAGUUCCACGAGAAGAAGAAAAUCUUAAGGCCUUCUUGGAGUACAGUGCAGGGAAAUGGAUAGAGAAUUCAUUUGAAGCAGAGGGGCCCCUAUACUUUGGGAUAUUUGCAUUACUCAUCAGUAGUCCCAAUGCUUGGAAGGCACGACGUCUCAUGAUUCUGAAUCGCCUCAUCGUCAUGGCUUUGGCCCGUAAUCUCCUUCAACCCGGUCCACAUCAGAAGCUACCUGAUCGCUCAAACCGAGAAUAUGGGGUCUAUAAACCAGCACUUGUGUUUUUUGGCCUCAUCAAUGCCAUGUAUUCCAUCAUGUUCAAGAAGGUGACUGUCACUUCUGAUUCUGAGUGGCCUGAACACCUGGCAGAUUUCAUACGUCAUAAUGAUCAGGUCCUUGCUGAAGCAUCUGAUCGAAUGCUGCAGUUCUAUCAGGAUGAUCUUUUGCCUUGUCAGUCGUUCACCGAAUUUGUUGAUGUAAUUGGACUUCUUGAUGAGAUCCCUUCACCUGACUCAUACCUGGCCACUCUGUUGAGCUGGGUUCCUUGCUGAUUGAGCAAAAGAAUUAUGGAAAUUUAUUAUUCCCCUCUUGGUGUAGCAAGUGAAAUCCAUUUGUUGCAGCAGAGUAGUACUUAAAAUCCUUCAUUUCUUUGUUUCUUUCUUGUAUAAAAGUAAUUGAUUUGUAAAUUUUGGAGUGUAGUAUGAAAUCAUUGUUUUUGAUUUUUUUUCCACCUCUGGUUUUCCCUUCCUCAUUUUCUUCUUUCCCUCUAUGGACUGAUGAAGAGAGAUCCCAUUGUAAUGGGAGACUCCUACUCCAGAUCUUUCCUGAGUGAUGAGUGUGGAAAAUAUCUCUCGAAAUGACAAAUCAGUGGGUUGGCAGACCGUAUUAUUUCAGGCUGUGCUAUGUGUCUGAAAUGGACUGUCCUCCAUUCUCUGCUUGCUUUGGCUGUGAUUACAUUUGAGAAAUAAAAGUGAAGAGACAUGAUGUGCGCC